AUGCAAUCGAUGAUAUUUGCUGCUACACCUUCAUCUCUCUCGCCUCAUUCUCCAAUUUCUCCAUUAUCACCGUCGUCCUCUUGCGAUAACACCUUCGAAAAUGCUUUUCAGCUUUCUCAGCAUCUUGACAAUACUUCAACGACAAUUCCAUUCCCUAUGGUUAAUGCCAACAAUGACCCAAAUAUGCUAGUAAAUCUUUCACUUUCAAAUCCAAUUAAUAAUCUAAAUACCCUUUACCAGCCAGUUCAAUUACAUCAGAAUAUGAAUGCUGCGAAUCAAUUCAAUAUAGUUAAUUCUCCUCAUCAAGGGAACACUGGUGGUGGAAUGCUAUUGCAUAAUUCUAUUAAUUCCAAUACGAUGCUUCGACCAAACUUCUUCAAUGGACCCGCCAAUCCUCCUGUUUCCAUGUUCCCGGAUAGUACUAUUAAUGGAUAUUCUGUUCCAAGGAUAAGUAGGUUGAUUCCGCCAAAUGGUCCAACGCGUGGUGGCAUCGAGGUCACUAUAUUAGGAACUAAUUUUUUUGAUGGAUUGACUUGUAUGUUUGGAGAAAGUCCUGCAAUCCCUACUCAAUAUUGGGGGGAUUCGACACUUGUUUGCAUCCUUCCUCCGGCAAUCAACCCUGGACCAGUCAUCAUGAGUUUCAAAGAAUUCCCAAUAAACUUGUUUGACUCGGAAAAUGAUUUUGUUUUUUUCACUUACAAUGAUGAUUCGGAUCGUGCUCUGAUGGAAUUAGCACUUCGAUAUGUCGGACUGAAAAUGACAGGAAAAUUUGAAGAUGCUCGAAACAUUGCAAUGCGUAUUGUCGGAAGUGAAAAUGAUGAUGGCCAAUCUGGGCAAUCUUCGGGUAAUGGCAAUAUGAAUGGAAUGGCUAACAAUAGUACUCUUUCUUCUGCUCUACAAGAAGCCUCAAUGUCCAACAAUCUCGAGGAUCAUAUAAUCAAAACUUUAAGUAUAGUCGAUGCCUAUGAAACAGAACAUCCUAACAAUAUAUCAGUGCAGAAUGCCACAAAGCAUACAAUGUUGCAUCUUGCUGUACUGCUCAAUUUUGAACAACUCACCACAAAUUUAAUAGAGAGGGGGAUUGAUAUUAAUGCUGUCGAUCAUUACGGAUUCACUGCUCUUCAUUAUGCCGCAUGGACUGGUAAAACCGAAAUAGUUCGAAUGUUAUUGGCAGCAGGUUCUGGUGAUGUUAUUAGAAACCGUUGGGAUCAAUAUGCUAUUGAUUUGGCACGUAUGGACCAUCACGAAGAUAUAGUGAACUUGAUUGAUCAUUAUCAACAUGAUUCUGGUGUAUCUUUAUCACCGUCUUCUUCUGACGAGACAUCCACACUGGAUUACGACGAGGAUUGGGAUGAUAGUAGUGAUUUAGAACUAGAAGAACAAAAAACAAUAAAUGCUGAAAAUUUUCCAGAUAACAGAACGCAGAAUUUUUCAGAAAACAUUUCGCCUAAAGUAGAGUUGAAGAAUGAUCACAAUGAAACCGGGACACAAUUAGAAGAAACCGAAACACCUAAUAUUGAAUGGAUAGAUUCCGAAACUGCCGCCAAAUUAAUGCUGCAAGAUCAGACUCUCGUUAAUGAUGAAAUUCCCAUUGCUGAACCUGUAGAAGAUGAUAAAAAACCAAAGCAGCCUCUUACUGAUCUCGCAAAUGACCUCGCAAAUGUUUCCUCUAUUUGGCUCCAAAAGACUUUUGCUCAUUUACACAUGCCAACGCUCAGUAAACCUUCCCCGAUAAACAUCCAGUUACCAAAUAUCAAGAUGCCUCAUCUACAAAUGCCAAAUAUUAAUAUGCCACAAAAAUUUUCAACCAUGGCUUUUACUCCAAAUUUAUCAUCACUUCCACGACCUUCAAUGCCAUCUAUGCCUUCUUUGCAUUCUUUGCACAUGAUGAAUCUUGAAUUCCCUACUUUACCCACAGUUACAUUCCCUGCUAUAAUACCUUCAGGAUUCCCAGGUUUCGUGAGGGAUAAUCAUUCAGCUGCUGUGAAUGGAGAAGGAAGUAACAUAGCAGCAAAUUCUGGAGGAUUCGAAAACUUGAAAUUUGGAAGUAACUUUCAUUGGGAGCAUUACAAGAGAAUGUUGUGGCAAGGAACGCCUCAAAAUAAUGAACAAAAAGCUAAGGACAGUAAUACACCUGCUGGUCAAGAUGGUGUCGGAUUUUUGCGCUUCGGUGGAUACACUUGGCCAUUGCCAUCUGAGGAACGAGGUUCCUCUAUUUCAUUAAGACAUGCUAGUCGAAGAGUAGGCUUUGAUGUCGAUUCGAUGGAUGAUGAACAAUCUCUUGCAUACGAAAGACAUGAACAAAAAAUCAGGAGGCUAAAACAAGAUCGUAUGUUAUAUCUAUUCUGGGUACCUGCAUUACUAUUGAUGCUCGCGCUAGCCUACGUUCGUUAUGGAAUACCGAUUGGAAUAUGA
Molecule: messenger RNA, 2415 nt
Organism: Ambispora leptoticha
Lineage: Eukaryota; Fungi; Glomeromycota; Glomeromycetes; Archaeosporales; Ambisporaceae
Source: the annotation of a GenBank genome assembly